GACCACAAACGACAACGAAGUACGUUGCGAUAAAAUUAUCGAGUUUUGAAAAUCUAUGGUCAUUGACCGAAACGAAAUAAAAACAAGUUAUUUACAAUGUUUUAGUCGAUUUUAGACAGUUACAAAAGUUGUUUUUAACGUUAUAAUAUAAAUAAAGUGUCCGUUUAUUUUAUUUUUUUGGUUUUGAAAUACAUAGGCAUUGAUUUAUUUGACAACAUACGCGAUGGAUAAAAUUUAUUUCUCCGUAAAUGGCCAGCGAUAUACAUCGAAUGGAUCUGACGUGGAUGAAUCGAUGUCUCUAAACGACUACCUUCGGAAUACCCUGGGUCUGUUUGGUACGAAGUCUAUGUGUAACGAGGGAGGUUGUGGCGCGUGCGUCGUCUCCGUGGCACAGUACAAUCCGGUCACUAAGGGCAAGGACGUGUUUGCUGUUAACUCUUGUUUAGUACACAUCUUAUCAUGUCAUACGUGGGAGAUAACAACAAUAGAAGGACUGGGGAACCAGAGAGUUGGGUACCACCCUCUGCAGAGCCGUCUGGCGAUGUUCAAUGGUACACAAUGCGGGUACUGCACGCCGGGCUUGAUAAUGAAUAUGUACAGUUUAUGCAAAGAUUCAAGUAAGAAGUUGACAACACAAGAAAUAGAGCGGUCAUUGGGUAGCAAUAUUUGUCGAUGUACUGGUUACAGACCUAUUCUGGAUUCGUUUAAAAGUUUCGCCAACGAUACAGAUCCUCAAAUAAAAGACUUGGAAGACCUAGAUCAAAUGAAAUGUCUAAAAACUUCUCAAAAUGAUUGCAAUUUGUUAGACGAGGAAUGGUGUGUUAUUGAGAAAGCAAAGGAAUUACAACUGCAAGGUUCGAAACCUAAUCGUUGGUAUAAAGCGUUUACAUUGCAAGAUGUAUUUAAGAUUCUGGAAAAGGAAGGCGUCGAUAGCUACCGUCUGGUCGCAGGCAAUACUGGUAAAGGAGUAUAUCCAAUAAAAGAAGAGCCCCGUGUACAUAUAGAUAUAUCUUCUAUCGAAGGUCUAAAAGAUACAACAAGAUCCGUGAACCUUGUUCUCGGAGGAGGAAUGUCCUUAACAGAAAUGAUGAGAGUAUUCAAAGCUCACGCCAAAAUUAACGAAGACUUUCAAUAUUUGGAACAUUUUUAUGAACAUUUGGAAUUAGUCGCUCAUAUACCUGUUAGAAAUAUCGGCACUAUCGGUGGUAAUUUGGCACUAAAAAAUGCACACCACGAGUUUCCAUCCGACAUAUUUUUAUUGCUACAAGUUGUUGAAGCCAUGGUAACUAUAGUGGACAAUAAUCUUCACAAAACCGAUGUAUCAAUGUCGGACUUUCUCAAACUGGAUCUACGAAACAAAUUAAUAGUUGAUGUCAAAUUACCUCCUCUAUCCUCAACGGACAUUAUAAGAACAUACAAGAUAAUGCCGCGCGCGCAAAAUGCUCAUGCGAUUGUAAACGCGGGCUUUUUAUUUCAACUGAAGUCUUCUAAUGUGACGUCAUGUUGUCUCGUAUUCGGCAAUAUAAGCCCAGAUUUCAUAAGAGCUAAAGAAACAGAAGGUAUAUUGAAAGGACUGGACCUUUAUAAAGACGAAUCUUUGCAAAAAGCUUUAGCUAAAUUGAGCCAAGAAAUUGUACCCAAAGAUUUUCCAACAGAACCAUCAGCAUAUUGCAGGAAGGCAAUUGCGUUAGGAUUAUUUUACAAGGCCAUUCUAUCACAAGCUCCAUCUGUAAAUCCACGAUAUAAAUCAGGAGGCAGUUUACUCAAACGACCAGUUUCCAGUGGUACCCAGAUCUUCGAAACUGAUAAAUCUCUCUGGCCAUUGAAUCAACCUGUGCAAAAGUUAGAAGCAUUAACACAAUGUUCGGGCGAGGUGCGUUACUCUUGUGAUAUGAGGUACUCACAGCGAGAUGUUCAUGUCGCUUUCGUGCUGGCUACAGAAGCUGUUGCUGAUAUUGAGUCUAUUGAUGCUACUCAAGCUCUGAAAGUUCCAGGGGUGUUAGCAUUCUUCUCAGCUAAAGAUAUCCCAGGAAAGAACAGCUUCACUCCCCUGGACGUGCCCUGGCAAGACGUGGUGGAGGAGAUUCUGGCCUCCAAAAGAGUGUCUUACUAUGGCCAGCCCAUCGGCCUGAUUGUGGCCGGUAAUCAGAAGCUAGCAGUCAAAGCGUCUGAGCUGGUUCAUGUCAAGUACAAGAAGAUUGCUGAUCCAGUCCUGACUAUUUCUGAUGUCCUAGUAGCACCUGAUAAGGAUAAGAGACUACGUAAAGACGUGUCAACAACAGCGAGUGACCGCGGUAAGGACAUCAGACAUGUAGUGAAAGGUGAGUUUGUCGUACCGGACCAGUAUCACUACACAAUGGAAACGCAGAGCUGUGCGGCCACGCCCACCGAGCGGGGCCUCGCGCUGCGGAGCGCUACGCAGUGGAUGGAUCUCGUGCACGUCGCCGUCGCCAGGACCCUCAACUUGCCCCUCAACUGUGUGGAGGUGUCAGUGCCGCGCCUGGGUGGGGGGUACGGCGGGAAGGCCUCGCGGUCUGCGCUGGUGGCAUGCGCGUGCGCACUCGCCGCGCACCUGCUGCGCCGCCCCGCACACCUCGUGAUGCCCCUCACACACAACAUGCUUGCGAUCGGCAAACGAUCUGCCUGCAUAUUUCAGUACGAGGUGGGAGUAAACGACGCAGGUGUGAUCCAGUAUCUCAACAUUACUUAUUACUCUGACUGCGGUUGUUCGUACAACGACUCCGUGUCCCACUACAUAGCAGACGCCUUGAACAACUUGUACGAUAGCAAAAGGUUUAAUAUCACAGGGUACAGUGUACUUACCGACAAGGCCUCUAACAUUUGGUGCAGAGCUCCAGCAACAACGGAGGCAGCUGCAAUUAUGGAACAUAUAAUGGAGCGCAUCGCACACCUCACUAGCAAAGACCCAGUAGACGUUAGAAUAGCAAAUCUAGCGCCAAAGAACGAAUCACUUAAAGAAAUGAUAGCUACAUUCAAAAUGGAGACUAACUACGACGACAGAAGAUCGGAAAUAGCUGAGUAUAAUGAAAAAAAUGCUUGGAAGAAGCGUGCUUUGAAGUUAUCCAUCAUGUCAUUUAAGAUAGAAUAUUCUGGAAACUUUCCAGUGACUAUAUCAGUAUACCAUGGUGAUGGGUCUGUGUUGAUAUCCCAUGGUGGUAUAGAAAUGGGUCAGGGUAUAAAUACGAAGGUCGCUCAAGUAUGUGCAUAUGCUUUGGGUAUACCUUUAGAUAAAGUUCAGGUGAAAGGAGCUGAUAGCUUCGUAUCUCCUAACACAAUGGCCAGCAGUGGUAGUAUUACUAGUGAAUGUGUAUCCUAUGCGACCUUGAAAGCCUGCAAAGAACUGUUGAAGAGAUUGGAACCGGCAAAAAAAGGAAUGAAAGAACCAACUUGGGAACAGAUAAUUAAGAAAUCUUAUGAUAAUGGCGUGAACCUGCAGACUAGUUCAAUGACGUCAUCGCUGGACUCCCUCCUCGGUUAUGACGUGUACGGGGUGUGCUGUACAGAGGUCUGCCUGGAUGUGCUCACAGGACAGCACCAGGUGUUGAGGGUCGAUAUCUUGGAAGAUACAGGCCAGAGUAUUAGCCCUAAUUUGGAUGUUGGGCAGAUCGAAGGGGCGUUCGUAAUGGGCCUAGGUCUGUGGACUUGCGAGCGGCUGCAGUACGCGAGGUGCGGGCGGCUGCUCACAGCCGGCACGUGGACGUACAAGCCGCCCGGCGCACUCGACAUUCCCAUAGACUUUCGCGUCAACUUCAGAAGGAAUUCCCUUAAUGAUGCUGGAGUACUGCGCUCCAAAGCUACAGGUGAGCCUGCGUUGGUGCUGGCUGUAGCUGUCACCUUCGCGCUGCACGAGGCUCUGCUGGAGGGCAGGAAGGAGUUUGGAUAUAUUGAUCAUGAUUGGCUGCAUGUUGAUACACCUUACAGCAUUGAAAAUAUAAUAAAAGCACUUGCUCCUAGAAUAGAAAGCUUUAAACUUCAAUAA
This is a messenger RNA of Papilio machaon (common yellow swallowtail), 4000 nucleotides long. RefSeq names its product indole-3-acetaldehyde oxidase. The transcript has 22 exons. The record is from RefSeq and is a predicted model, not a curated record. Bases 224 to 4000 code for a protein of 1258 amino acids. Gene Ontology annotation, molecular function: oxidoreductase activity; FAD binding; 2 iron, 2 sulfur cluster binding. NCBI's taxonomy places the organism in Eukaryota, Metazoa, Arthropoda, Insecta, Lepidoptera, Papilionidae.